AUGAAACCUUCAAGCUUCGCCGUGAAGGUGGUCACCAUCUCCCAAUAUGCAUCCUUUGCCGCAUGUGCAAAGCUGCUCAGUGGCGGCACCAUCAUCUCAUUUGAUCAGGAUGCUGAGCAAUUGCAAGUGAUACGCGACGGCUCUGUCCUCAUUGAGGGGGACCUGAUCACCUCCGUCUUCGACACGGCGUCGCCCAGUGAUGUCCCUUCCGGCACCGAAGUGACGAUGGGCUCCAAUACGACCCUAGCCGAGUAUUUCUUUCGAUACAGCUCACUCUCGGCCGCGCCUCUCUUCACUCCCGACGACGUCUACAUCAGCCAGCUCGCCGGUAUCCACGAGGCUGUGGCCGCAGGGGUGACCACAAUACUCGAUCAUGCUCACCUCACGUGGACGCCAGAACAUUCCGCUGCCGGCUUGAAUGCUUCGGUCGACAGCGGGGCGCGUGUGUUCUUUGCCUAUACUUUCCAGAACUCUUCUGCCGAGUUCAGAAUCCCACAGCAGAUUUCCCAGUGGAAGCAGCUCGCCUCUGCCAUCUCCAGCAACCUCACUGAACUUGUGGUAUCUUAUGACGACUGGACAGCCAAUCCUACCGGAGCUGAUACUUUGUCUGUCAUAGACCUGAUUCGCCAAGACAACGUAUCGGUGGUCACAACUCACCAAGUCGAGGGACCUUGGAUGGCGGGAAACUCACCUGAGGAUCUUCAUCGGGUCGGAAUUCUGAACUCCAGCACACCAAUAGUAAUAUCACACGCCUCAUUCCUGGACCCAAGAGGUGCAGCGUUGCUGCGGAGUACCAACAAGCACAUCUCCAUAACUCCCGAGAGCGAGAUGCACUACGGCCACUUGCACCCAACGAGCCAUCACAUCAUGGACCAGGCCUCCCUCGGAGUGGACACGCAUUUUACAUACUCGUCGGACAUCCUCACCCAGGCGCGGCUCUGGCUCCAGUCCACACGCUACCGCGUGUACCAGAACACGGUCGAUCGCUGGCAAAUCCCUAAAAGGAACCCCUUCUCGGUCAACCAAGCGUUCCUCCUCGCAACGAGGAACGGCGGCCUGGCCCUGGGCCGCAAGGACCUCGGCGUCAUCGCCCCAGGCGCCAAAGCGGACAUCGUGGUCUGGAACGGCAGGUCACCAGCUAUGCUGGGGUGGACUGACCCCGUCGCGGCCGUCAUCCUCCACGCCAGUGUUGGCGACAUCGACCAUGUCCUCGUGGGCGGCGAGUUCAGGAAGCGCGACGGGCAGCUUGUUGUCGACGGCUAUGAGGACUUGCAGGAGCGGUUCCUGGUGAGCGCGGAGCGCAUCCAGGGGGCUCUGAGGGAGAAACCGCUGCCCACACUUGAGGGCAAUCUUUUCACUGGUUCUCCUUAUGGUGAUGUGUUGGAGCUGGAUGUCCAGCGAGGUGAAGGGACCGGCUACGGCCCAAAUUUUGUGUGA
Messenger RNA from Diaporthe amygdali, 1437 nucleotides. RefSeq lists its product as uncharacterized. NCBI's taxonomy places the organism in Eukaryota, Fungi, Ascomycota, Sordariomycetes, Diaporthales, Diaporthaceae. Bases 1 to 1437 code for a protein of 478 amino acids. The transcript has 4 exons. Gene Ontology annotation, cellular component: cytosol. The record is from RefSeq and is a predicted model, not a curated record. Gene Ontology annotation, molecular function: deaminase activity.